Molecule: messenger RNA, 1709 nt
Organism: Dipodomys spectabilis (banner-tailed kangaroo rat)
Lineage: Eukaryota; Metazoa; Chordata; Mammalia; Rodentia; Heteromyidae
Gene: Hmga1
Product: high mobility group AT-hook 1
Exons: 6
Coding region: 262-585 (107 amino acids)
Biological process (GO): regulation of DNA-templated transcription
Cellular component (GO): nucleus; chromatin
Molecular function (GO): transcription coregulator activity; DNA binding
Source: RefSeq, a predicted model, not a curated record
CCCCCCUGCCCCUGGGUCGCUCUUUUUAAGCUCCCCUGAGCCGGGGCUGCGCUCCUCUAAUUGGGACUCCGCGCCGGGGCUAUUUCUGGCGCUGGCGCGAUUCCAAGAAGGCAUCCGCAUUUGCUACCAGCGGCGGCGGCGGAGCCAGGCCGGUCCUCAGCGCCCAGCACCGUCGCUCCCGGCAGCCCCGAGCGCGCACCGCAGGCCGGCGGCCGAGCUCGCGCAUCCCAGCAUCACUGUUGACCUCCAAAGUGAAAGAAGAUGAGUGAGUCGAGCUCAAAGUCUAGCCAGCCCUUGGCCUCCAAGCAGGAAAAGGACGGUACUGAGAAGCGAGGCCGGGGCAGGCCACGGAAGCAGCCUCCGGUGAGUCCAGGGACAACGCUAGUAGGGAGUCAGAAGGAACCCAGUGAAGUGCCAACACCUAAGAGACCUCGCGGCCGACCAAAGGGGAGCAAAAACAAGGGUGCUGCCAAGACCCGGAAAACCACCACAGCUCCAGGAAGGAAACCAAGGGGCAGACCCAAAAAACUGGAGAAGGAGGAAGAAGAGGGCAUCUCCCAGGAGUCCUCAGAGGAGGAGCAGUGACCGCACAGUGCCGACUGCUCCCUGGCCAGGAGCAGCUUCCCUCUGGGACUGGACAGCUUCGUUCAGCUCCCACAGCCCCCCUCCCUCCCCCCGCCCCAAACUGCCCCCAGUCCCCAUGUGCCCUCCCCACCGCACACUACAGCACACCAGCGCUGCAGGGCUCCUGUGGCGAGUGGGGAGUGCUUUCCUCCACCUCCCCGCGCCCUUCCCACCCACGCACACCUGCCUCUCCCAGACAAGGCUAACUUCCCACUUAGCCGCAGCGUGCACCUGCUGCGCCCCCACUCCCUUGUGGAGAAAUUGCUCUCUGAGCUCUUGGUUUGGGAACUUGCUCUGCUCCUCCACUGUUGCCUCUAGCUUCCCUUAAAGGGGCCUGGGAGGGCUCCCCUGGCCUUACGGGGGCCCAUGCCCCAUCCAUUUUGACAUGCCCACUCUGGCUAUACUGGCAUCAACAGGGGGUAUUCGUCCCCCAGCCAAACUGUCCCCAGUGGCCCAUACUGCUCUCCCUCACCUCCCCUGCUCCCCUGCACUGGGUUGGACAACCCCUUGUGGGGAACAGGUAAGAGGGCAAGAGGUGGGGCCCCACCCCCCCAGCUUUCCCAUGGGAUCUAGCAUCCCCACUUCUGCUCUAGGCGGUUCCCCUCAUCUGUGGGGCACUAAUAAGGAGCUCGCCCUGCCUACCCCCUCCCUCGCCUGCCCACCCCCCAAGGUUCUGGUUCCAUCUUUUCCUCUGUUCACAAACUACCUCUGGACAGUUGUGUUGAUUUUUUUUGUUCAAUGUUUCAUUCUUAGACAUCAUCAUUGCUGCUGCUACCAGCGCCAAACAUUCAGUUCAUAGCCUCCCAUUCAGCCCACGGUCCCCUCCUCCCCCAGGAUACUUCAUGGGGGAAGGGGGUCUGGGGCACAGCAGGCUGGGUUGCAGACCACCCCAGUCCCAGGGAAGGUGGGGUCCUGCCCCGAGGAUGCUGCAGCUGAGUUGGGGGGGGUCCAUGUUGAUUGUGUGAAGGGUGUAGGGGCCACUGUCUCCCCUUGUCCUGUUGGGGAGGGGUGGCCAUUACUUGUCCCAGCCUGGGGCUCCCCCUUUGGUUUCCUAUUUGCAGUUACUUGAAUAAAAAUAUCCUUUU